UCAGAGCGAAAACAAACAUGGCGCAUCCAGCGGUUGUUUGACAUUUUAUACACAUCGGAAUGGCAAAAUAAUUAUUUUGUUGAAUGAAUUAAAGGACUUUUAUAAAAAAAAAUGAACUUUAAGUUAUUAUGGAGUGACUUUCAAUAGACACAUAAAGUUUAUUCAGACGUUAUUACAACAAUCACAAUGACUCAAAUAUCAAUAUUAUAGAUCUGAAUUUUCGUGCAUCUGUGUUACAUUUCAUAAUUUUUAUUUAUAAAAAUGCGGUGCAGUGUACAAAAUUGCAGUAACGAUACGAAAAAAACAACUAAAAGCCAUGGAAUUACCUUCCACAUGUUCCCCAAGGACCCGAACCUUCGUGCUGCGUGGGUGGAGGCACUCGGCAUGACUGACUGGGAGCCAAAAGACAGGAGCACUAUAUGCUCGGAACACUUCAGGAAGGAUGAUUUCUAUGUGACUAAAGGCGGUCUACGGAAAAUCAAAGAUGGCGCUGUUCCUGUGGUCACUUAUGAUUCCUCAGAAGACCUCGAUGCUCCUGCAGCUUUAAGGGUGUGCAGAAUCUGUUUAGCAAUGGAAGGUCAGAUGUAUCACAUACGAGAUCACAAACUUGACGAGAUUUAUGAAAAUGUCACUGGCAUUUAUUUAAGCGAAGAUGACAAACUACCUCAGAAGUUAUGCUGGGAGUGUGCCCACAGACUGCUAAGCACCAACGGGUUUAGGAACAAAGCUCUCAGAAGCCAGGCUUUGCUGAUGAACCUUCUUCAACCGGAGAGAUAUAUAACAAUAAGGGACGUGAAGUCGAUAAACCGACUACACAAUCAAAUAAAAUCAACUUUAAUAACAAAAAUUUUCGAACCGAACGACAGCGAUUUAUACAUAAAAGAUAAUGAAAUAGUCAUACCCAUAAAACCGGAACACGAUUCUGACGAUGCGAUGGAUUUCGACAUCGGUGAUCAUAACGGUGAUGAAUUACCUGAUGAUGAUAUACCCAUAGCUGAAGUGGAAGUGAAAGACGAGACGAACGAGAUAUACUUCAAUGAAUUCAACGAAGAUGACGAUAAGAAAUUGAGUGAAGUGUUCGUUAAGCCGAAGAAGGUUAGGAAGAAGAAGUUGAAAGUGGAGAAGAAACCUAAGCCGGUGAAGAAGUGUGAGGAUGACAGUCCUUCUAGCACUAUGGAUAGGUGA
This is a messenger RNA of Manduca sexta (tobacco hornworm), 1185 nucleotides long. RefSeq lists its product as uncharacterized. Bases 262 to 1185 code for a protein of 307 amino acids. Gene Ontology annotation, cellular component: nucleus. The transcript has 6 exons. Gene Ontology annotation, molecular function: sequence-specific DNA binding; zinc ion binding. Lineage: Eukaryota; Metazoa; Arthropoda; Insecta; Lepidoptera; Sphingidae. The record is from RefSeq and is a predicted model, not a curated record.